CACACACCCACCCGCAUCCAGACCCAUCAUGGUCAAACCCCCCGCCGAAUCCAAGCCGACCACAGCUACCAUUCCCCAGGGAGAUCUCCAUCUCCGCAGUCUGGCAUGAACUCCCGCAACGGCUUUCCCAACUCCGGCCCCAGCCCCUCCGAUCGAAACUAUGCGUCCUCGAGGAAGUUGGAAAACCCGGCGAUCAAUCCGCUAGUUACGAACAAUGGCUAUGGCCCUUCGGGCUCGCGAGAGCGUAGGCCCGGCGGGUACGGAGGGCUCUACGAUACGCAGCCGUCCGAGUCGCUGGAGAGGGAGCGCCGGACGCCCUCCUCGUCGCGCUCGCGGGCAAGGUCGCGGGCCAGGGAUGAUGGGCGAUUUGGUGGAGGGCAGGGCGGUCGGCAUGAUGAUGGAGGACAGUAUGGAGGAGUGAGAGGCCAGACGCCGGUGGGUUCGGGGCGGAGUCAACAGGUUGAUGAUAUCAUUCGUCUUAUCCAUCAGGAAUGGGAUGUCAUGUCCAGCGACGACUGUAUACCAGUCCAGAUUGGGCUUCAGUUGAUGGACAGCAGCACCCUCGGCCAGGCGGACAGAGAACCAGACUUUGUACGAGCGCAUAAGGGUUUAAAGAAGGCUUUGAAGGCUAUUGUCAAUGAACAUCAUCAGGGGUUUAGCGGCGCGAUUGGCACCUAUCACAGCAUUCAAUCUAGCAUCCAAAACUCUCAAGGCCGGCUUCGAUCGUUAAAGUCUACACUCGCAGAAGCUAGAUCGGGAUUGCUCACGACGAAACCGGAACUCCAAGGCCUAGCAACGGCUGCACAAAGCUAUGAUGAUUUGUUGCAAUUGCUGAACCAAAUAGAACAUAUACAAUCCCUUCCGGAGACGCUCGAAGCACGAAUAUCAGAGAAACGAUUUAUAGCCGCUGUGGGUGUUCUGAAGGAAGCAAUGGACCUAGUACAUCGCCCAGAAUUCGAGAAUAUUGGCGGGCUCGGAGACUUGCGAACUUAUUUUGCCAACCAAGAGACAUCGUUGAUGGAUAUUCUCAUUGAGGAGCUACACGAUCACCUGUACCUCAAAUCCCCGUAUUGCCAGGACCGCUGGAAGACACCCGCGGAGGAUGGAAUGGGUGGCGCGAGUACUUCGCGUGGAAUCGCUACUUGGGAUAAGCCAGUGUAUAAGUUCUUGUCAAACCUCAAUGUGACUACGCCCCUCGUUGACGAUACAUCCAAUAACCCGGAAGCCGAUACAUUUUCCUAUAUCCAUUUGAUUAUCGAAACUCUCCACAAGAUGGGAAAUAUGGAAGCUAUGGUUGACCGUAUCGAACAGAGGCUCCCCGUUGAACUCUACGCUGUCGUUGACAAAACGAGUGCCGAAAUAGCCGCCCGGUAUCAGGAUUCUACUCGCAGGGUGCAGAAAGAUGCUCAUGCCCCUGAUAGGCCUCUGGAUGCUAUUGAGGAGCGUGGCCAUAUCCUUUCCGAAUUUUUGUGGGGUUUGUAUGCAAAAUUUGAGGCGAUCGCUGAGGGACAUCGUGUCGUUCACGACAUCGUUGUAGGAAUUGCCAAGAGGGAAGGUAACCAGAAAGAGGCAUUAAAGAAUGGCUUCAAGGAGCUAUGGAAGUUAUACGCUCUCUGCUACAUGACUAUCUUGCCACAGACGGGGCCUCCACAUUCAGAACUGCUCCCGGCGCGGCAGAGGAUCGAUAUUCCUCCAUCCAACGAGACAAAUCCAAAGCAAAAAUUAUUCAAGUUGUCCGAAAUCGACCAGAACUCAGCCGAUAUCAAAACUGAACAAGCUGACUUGGACGAAAUCUUGCGAUCAUCCGUGCCCGGUCUCGUAUCCAAAUCGCGGCAAAAGCUUUCAUCUAGCGGCCCAACUCGUUCCGAUCAAGAAAGCUCAGGGACAGGCCAUAAAUUACUUAUCGAACCCAAUGUCUUUAACAUUAGCCUACUCCUACCUCCAGCUCUGUCCUUCAUCCAACGCCUCACAGACAUCGUUCCGAUUGAUUCGGAUAUUGAUGUUAACAAGCUGACUACGUUUUUGGACGAUUUCAUGACACAUGUCUUCCAGCCACAACUAGAGGAGGCUGUGACAGAAUUAUGUGCCAUGUGUUUUAUUGCAGCGGACGCAUAUAUGGAGGAUCCGCAAUGGAGCUUGCACUCGACAAAGCCAAUAUUCAAGGGAACAAUCACCUUCAUGCACCUUAUCAGGAGGUUUAGCCGGGUCUUGGAUAGUAUUCCUCAUGAUCAAGCUUUCACACAAUUGUUGAUCGGCCAAAUGGUCACGUACUAUGAGAAAUGCUGCGGCUGGUAUAAAGCUCUUGUGAGCCGAAUGUCUUCCCUUCACCCAGGUGGCAUCCGAUUGAAAGCUUCCGCAGCAUAUGCAGAGGCUGAGGACACCCGCAGCAUCGCGACCCAGCUUUGGGAGAGCCAUGUGAGUGAGCGACAGGAGCUCAUGAACAAGGAAAUUGAUCUAUUGAUCAACCGGACAAAUAAUACAUCCUUAGAACCGUACGAUAUUGUUUCAGACCCAAAAACAGUUUAUUCAGUUUCAUUGCUCUAUAACAGCAUGAAUUGGCUUGUAAGCAGCCUGUCGAAACUGCGACAUAUCACGCCAUAUACGGCUGAUUCUUCUCGAGGACACUCAAGGCAGCUCUCAGGUGGCCGUCGAUGGACAUUUUCAAAAACAAGAUCUGAACUCUGGGCCCAAUCUCCUCGUUUACCUAUGACCGAAGAAUCGGUUAAGGGCUUUGAUACAACUCUUGAAUCGAUCAAAAGUCUGGCAAUCACCGCUCUCUUGACACUCCAUCUGGACAUCCGAUGUGGAGCGAUUCACAUGGUCACUCGCAGUCUAAAAGGCGGCAUGAGCUCCCAGCGAGCAGAAGCCACGCCAUCAACUCCUGUAUCCUCGACGGACAACAAUUGGACCCACAUUCUCUCGGCGCAGCCGACUUCUGCAUCUCCUGCCAUCCUUGAGCUCAACAACGACCUUAUUUCUUUCGACGCCAGUAUAACCACCUACUUAGGGCCCAGAGAACAUUUCUUCAUCACCUCCGGCCUCGCGAAUUUGAUAGACCGAGCAUUCGUCUCUGGCACCCGAUUCAUCGGUGCAAUGAACGUCAAUGGUGCCCAGAGACUUCAACUGGACGUCCUCGUCCUGCAGCAGAAUCUUAAAAAUAUAAUCGUACCCCCACCCCAACCCGCAGCCAAGUCGACACCCAGAUCGCCGUCUUCCGAACAAAAAAUCAACGCCGUCAUCCAGGAAACUGUUGCCCUUCCACGUAGCGCUAAGUUCCUUGACUGGUUCUUAGAAGGCCCGGAUAAAUCCGUGCAACACGCCAAAGAGGAAAAAGAAGCCUUUAGGCGCGGAGAUGUUCAAGCCAUGGAGGCCGGGAACGGCGAGCCGUUUACGUACGAUGAGUUAAAGGUGCUGGUCGAGCUGUGCUUUUCUGCAGUACUCAAGGGGCCAAGGGGAACAGAGAGCCGAGAAGACUUUUUGGCUGCGAAGAGGGGAAGUGGAGAUGCAUUGUUGCGACUGAGCGAGGUUAUGUGGGAUUCUUAGUUUCUGCGAAGGAUUUAGGCGCGUUAUUUUUCUUUUGCUUGUUCCCAGGCAUUUCUUUUGAUUCCCCUCGAUGAAAGGUGUUUUGAUACUCCGUACUCGCUACAUAUGUGUUGCAUUUCCUUUCCCCCUCUCCUUCACAGCCGAAAGCAAUAGCUUCACUUGUUA
Molecule: messenger RNA, 3708 nt
Organism: Coccidioides immitis RS
Lineage: Eukaryota; Fungi; Ascomycota; Eurotiomycetes; Onygenales; Onygenaceae
Product: exocyst complex component Sec8
Exons: 9
Coding region: 106-3543 (1145 amino acids)
Biological process (GO): Golgi to plasma membrane transport; exocytosis
Cellular component (GO): exocyst
Source: RefSeq, a predicted model, not a curated record